AUGGUUUACACAUGUGGUGCAAACAGGUCAGUUAAACCAUCCUUCAUUAGUUUUCAGACCCUCAUUAAGUUCUUAUACACUGGAGAUGAGUCAGUUAUUACAGAUAUAUCCUGCAUUGAUGAUCUGUUUGAUCUGUAUUGUCUGGGAGAGAAGUAUGAGCUGCGUGGAUCCAGAAACCUGAUCAAGGAAGUUGUCACCAGCUUCAAGAUCAACCAGGAGAACUGGAUUCAUAUACUCAAGGGGAUUAAGCAGCAUGAGAAUACUUUCCUGUUUGAAGAUCUCUGUGAUAUACUUCAGGAUAAAGUUCAAGGUUUCCUGGGCUGCAGCUCUCAAGAAUCCUAUCUGGAGGAUCUAAAGGAAUCUGAGGACACAGAUUUCUGUUUCUGGGUUAAAAACAGGAUUCAGAAAUGGAGUAGAUCUAGCUCAGAGAUUCCGAGUGUUGAGGAACAAAGCAGUCAGUUUGAAGAUGCUAUGAAGCAGUUAGAAGACACUAAGACCCUGUUAACGAAUACUAAGGCUAUGUACGAAGACACAAAGGUUCAGCUUGAAGACACAAAGGUUCAGCUUGAAGACACAAAGGUUCAGCUUGAAGACACAAAGGGUCAGCUUGAAGACAAAGGUUCAGCUUGAAGACACAAAGGUUCAGCUUGAAGACACAAAGGUUCAGCUUGAAGACACAAAGGUUAAGCUUGAAGACACAAAGGCCCAAGUAGAAGAUUGUAAGGAUGAAAUCUCCAAGCUUGAGAAGAAAUUAGUGAAUAUAGAGUAUGCUAAAAACCCAUGUAAAAACUGCAAAGGAUUAACAGUGUGCCUGGAUGGUCAAGUUCUUCUUAAUACACCAGUGGAUGGAACCAUGAUCAGAGCUGUUAAGGAUACCUUCUACAGGUCUAGAAAUGUUAAAGUAAAAGUGGUUGCUGAUGAUUUUGGAAUUGUGGAUAAUGUAUUUUAUGGCAGUCCUGUCGUUAAGUGGAACACAUGCGGAAAUAGCUUUUGCGAUGAUUUCACUGAAUUUGUUUACAAGUGUAAAUAACUGCUGACAGUGGAAGCUUAACCCAUGAAGUAUGUAUUUAGAAAUAAAUACAAAUGUUUUCUGUU
Eurytemora carolleeae is the source of this 1095-nucleotide messenger RNA. RefSeq lists its product as uncharacterized. The transcript has 6 exons. The record is from RefSeq and is a predicted model, not a curated record. Lineage: Eukaryota; Metazoa; Arthropoda; Copepoda; Calanoida; Temoridae. The coding region runs from base 1 to 630 and encodes 209 amino acids.